Blepharisma stoltei is the source of this 3219-nucleotide messenger RNA. NCBI's taxonomy places the organism in Eukaryota, Ciliophora, Heterotrichea, Heterotrichida, Blepharismidae. The record is from the annotation of a GenBank genome assembly.
AUGAUGGCAAAGAAAUGCUCCCUGCCAGGGUGUAUGAACGAGGUUGGGUGUGCAUGCAAAUGCUCUUCUCCUGAGACUUUAUUGUGCGGAGAGCAUAUUGGAGAGCAUGCAAACUUGCCUAAUAGAGCUCAUAAUCUUGAAUCGAUUUUUAUGCAGCCUUGUGAAGGGACAAAAAAAGCAAUUCUUAUAUUACUUGCAAAAGAAAAUUCAAAAUAUAGCGAGUUGAGAAGAAAAAUUAGAGAUUCCUUUUCCAAUUCAGAAAAAGAUUUAGGUGACUUCACAAGCAAGUUGGAUUGCUACUUAGAUGAAAUAAAUGAUUCCAUUGAAAAGAUUUCUCAAUCUUCAAAAUUAUUAAAGUCAGAACAAGAUCCAAUUUUAGGAUUAUUGAGUUUACAGCCUCAAGAAGCUAUUGAAAAAGUAAAAUUGAUGACUAUAGCCAGCAGAAAUUGAUACAACGGUGCAAAGUUGUAUUAUAUAUUCAAUCAAAAGUUAGAGAAUCUAAAUAGAUCCUUCUUUACAGAAAUAUGCGGAGCAUAUCUAGAAAAAAGGGGUAUCCAAAUUACUCCUGAAAUGCAUAAUAAAACUAACAAGCCCGCAAGUAUAGAGUCAGCAAACGUUAAGGAUUCAGUUUCUUUGAUAAUAAAUGAGAACAGUGAGUGUUUAAAAGGACCUAAAAAUGAAAACAAGCCAAUAAAAAAACCCCCAGAUAAUGAGACAAACUUGCUUAAUUUUCAAAUGAGCAUUGUUUCUAAUAAUAUCAACAAUGAAACAGACAGCGCUUCAGACGUCAUAGGCACCUUAAGGAAUAAAACAGCUGAGAUUUUUAGUAGACCAAACAAUCCAGAAUUAGAAAUAGAUUUCAGAAUAACUUGCUCAGCAAUUCAUACCAAUUCUUUUGAUCCACCACUAAUGCAAGCUUACCAAGAUUAUCUUAAUGCUUAUCAACAAAAGACAUCUCUUUAUAAUACUACAAUUGAUAAAUACAACAAAACUAAUUUAAUUAUUUAUAACACUGAAACUGAAACAGAAGAAGUUAAAAUAUUUCAGACUCCAGAAUCACUAGACGUAGGCACUUGCAUAACUCAACUUCCAAAUGGCAAGCUAUUCUGUUUUGGCAAUUAUUAUCGACAUUCUGGAAUUACAGUGCUAAUUGAUGUGAAUGGUGGAUUCGAAGUGCUGCCAUCUGGAACUCCUUGCGGAUACUCAUCAUGUAUUUAUUUUAAUAGCAGCGUCUAUUGCUUUGGAGGAGAAAAUGGAAUAGUUUUAAAUCUAUCUAGUAGAUUCGAUUUGGAUCAAAAUCGAUGAAUUCAAUUACCUCCAAUGCCAAAAGCUGAUUAUCAGUGCAAUAGUAUAAUAUUUAAUGGAAAUAUUUUGAUUUCUGGAUAUGAAAAUAGAAAUCUUUUGUUAUACUCAAUUGAAAUUGAUUCUUUCUCGACAAUUCCUCUUGAGUUGGCAAGAGAAAGAAGAAAGAUUCUGAUAAAUGCAGAGAGACUAUAUUUGAUAGAAUGCUGCCUAGGAUCAAUCUAUGAAAGCGAAGUUGGAAUUUACUCGAAUUGGAGACGAAUAGGAAAAUCAAAAAUCAAUUGCGUUUCUUCCCAAGUUUAUUGUUCAUAUAAUAAAGGAAGAAUAUGCAUCUCAAAUCUUGAAAGAACAGGUAAAGAAUAUUAUUGUUUUAAUUUAGAUCAAAAAAUCAUGAUUGAUGUUGCUUACUAUAAUACGCAUGUUUCACUUAGAAGAGCAGGUAAAAAGAUUGAAGCAAUAAAAUGAAAUAGCCAGAAUUUUAAGCUCGAUCCUUAUUAUCUGGAUGAAUGAAGUGUAAAAGAUAUUACUCUAAAAUAUUUAGGAGAAAAUCUAGAAAAUAUCGAAUGCUAUGACGAAGCAAUCAAGCUCAUCCCAAACAAUAUUGAUUUUUACAAAAAAAAAGGUGAUGCUUUUAAAGUGUUAGAAAGAUAUCUAGAAGCAAUCGAAUGCUAUGACGAAGCAAUCAAACUCAAUCCAAACAAUGAUUAUCUUUACAUUUAUAAAGGCAACGCUUUUUUUGAUUUAGAAAGAUAUCUUGAAGCAAUCCAAUGUUAUGACAAAGCAAUCAAACUCAAACCAAAAGAUGCUAAUUUUUACAAUAGCAAAGGCAACGCUUUAGAUAAAUUAAAAAAAUAUCUAGAAGCAAUCGAAUGCUAUGACAAAGCAAUCAAACUCAAUCCAUACCAUGCAGAUUUUUACAAUAAUAAAGGAAGAGUUUUUUAUAAUUUACAAAGAUAUCUUGAAGCAAUCGAAUGCUAUGACAAAGCAAUCAAGUGCAAUCCAUACAAUGCUGAUAUUUAUAAUAAUAAUAAAGGCACAGCUUUUUUUGAUUUACAAAGAUAUCUAGAAGCGAUAGAAUGCUUUGACAAAUCAAUCAAACUCAAUCCAAACAAUGCUGAUUGCACUCUUACUUAAAAUUCCAUUCCCUUGAGAUGUCAAUCCAGUACUGUAUAUAGUUAGGCUUAAAAACUAAUUAUUGUUGAUGUAAUAUCGCUGGGUCAAUCACUGGAUACUAUACUUAAAUUGAAUUAAUUUGUGUCCCCUCUUCGGCAAGUCAUAGCCAAGCCUGAAGGCCUACUUCUACCGGGACAUAGGCCCUACUUUCAGCACGUCAGGAUGGAUGGCUCCUACCUACUACAUAGGGAGUCUGCCUCGGAGUCCAAGUUCCACCAACGUCACCAUUUCAUUUCUCUUUUCUUAUAAGUAAGUUAAGUUAAGUUGCUUAUAAUAAGGAAUUGGUCUUCCAAAAAUUAGGAAGUCUCGAAGCUGAAGAAUGGCAAUUAAUUUUUUUCGAAUGAUGCUGAUUUUUACUUUAAGAAAGGAUGCUCUUUAAAUAAAUUAGGAAGAUAUCCAGAAGCAGUAAAAAGCUAUGAUGAAGCAAUCAUAACCAGCCCAAAUAAUGCCAAAUAUUAUAAUAUAAAAGGCUAUACUCUUUAUAUUUUAGAGAGAUGUCAAGAAGCAAUACAAUGCUAUGAUGAGGCAAUCAAACUUGAACCCAAUAAUCCUUUACAUUUCUGCUGCCGAGCUAGAUUAUUUAAUUAUCUCAGACAAGAAGAAGCAGCUUUACAGGACUUUAAUACUGCUUAUCAUUUGAAGCAAGUAAGUGGUGUUUUUACUUGGGAUGAAUGGAAACUUUCUGAAGAGGAUAUCAAUUUUAUUAAUGACUCAUUAGGCGAGACCGUAUUGAACUACUCCUAA